Penicillium griseofulvum is the source of this 795-nucleotide messenger RNA. RefSeq lists its product as uncharacterized. The record is from RefSeq and is a predicted model, not a curated record. The coding region runs from base 1 to 795 and encodes 264 amino acids. Lineage: Eukaryota; Fungi; Ascomycota; Eurotiomycetes; Eurotiales; Aspergillaceae. The transcript is spliced from 2 exons.
AUGGGGCAGCGGAAUAAAGUUUUAGAGACUGACACCCCUACUGCAAAAUUCCUCUAUACAAUCAUCAAGCAAUUGGAUCUGAAGUCGGUUGAUUGGAAUAGGGUCGCUUCUGAUGUCGAAAUCUCCAAUGGCCACGCUGCUCGUAUGCGGUAUUCCCGCUUCCGACAACAGAUGGAAGGAAACACAGGAGCUAGCAAACCAAAGCGAAAGAGUAAAAAGCCAAAGACCAUAGAGCCCCCUCCUCAGAUACAAGGGAUAUUUCCAAUGGCUCCACCGCUCAUGAUGCCCACCAUGGAAUCGAUCGAUUCUUCUCUUCCGGGUAACCCAUUUGUGAAGUGCGAGCCGGGAACUCAAGGCAAUGCAAACCUACAGAGCCUUACGCAGCAUUCUCCACACUUGAUGCUGGAGACAAGCACCGAAGGACAAUAUUAUCUUCCUCAAGAUUUUGCCUCGAUGCAGUUCCAGCUGGCUUCAACCAUACCAUCUAGGAUACCAUCGCCGAGUCCCGCAACAUCGUCGUCCUUCAUGAAUCCGUACCAGUUCCCAACAGCACCAAGUGGCUAUCCUUAUUCAUCAUCCAGCAUUCAAUCUGGCAUUGACUUGCAGGAGUUUGAACAACCGCAUCCUUUCAUCAAUUAUGCCCCAACCAUCACCUGGGAACCACUCCCUCCAUCUCGCCAGGAAGACCCGACUGUAAAGAUCGAAGAAGAACAGCAGACUGAGGAGAGGAUAGAGAGUACAGAGAAUCAGGAGGAUCAGCCUGUGGUUGUCAAAGUUGAAAAUAUCCAAGAUUGA